Messenger RNA from Cololabis saira (Pacific saury), 7938 nucleotides. It is a transcript of the gene notch2, whose product is annotated as notch receptor 2. The coding region runs from base 268 to 7788 and encodes 2506 amino acids. The record is from RefSeq and is a predicted model, not a curated record. Gene Ontology annotation, cellular component: membrane; signaling receptor complex. The transcript has 35 exons. Gene Ontology annotation, biological process: regulation of DNA-templated transcription; multicellular organism development; cellular response to tumor cell. Gene Ontology annotation, molecular function: calcium ion binding; signaling receptor activity; protein binding. NCBI's taxonomy places the organism in Eukaryota, Metazoa, Chordata, Actinopteri, Beloniformes, Belonidae.
UGACGCGGAGAGAGCAGAGGUGCAAGGCUUUUCGGUGCGUCUGCGCGGCCGCUGCUCACUUUAUCUAUGAUUUUUAUUAACGUAACAGUUUGAGAGAUAGGCGUAAAUCACUUCACGGAUGUUGUAAUUACAGCAACUUUUUUAACCUUUGACGUCCGUGUGAGUCUUCUCCGGUGAGGCUUUUUUUUUUUUUUUUUUUGAGAAGUGGCCGUCUGGGGAGGCAGCUCAACUUUGGGCUGAGCGACCUAUGUGGAUUUUACAGAAAAAAUGGACCAGAUUCCCGGUUUCUCCCUGGGCAAGUUACUAGUCUGUGUUUUCUGCUUCCUUCACCCCUCUCUCGCGCUGCAGUGUGUGGACGAAAAAGCGCCCUGUGUUAACAACGCCACAUGUCUGACCUUUAACAAUGGUACCGAAUACUGCAGGUGUGUGCCAGGCUUUCUCGGUGAGUACUGCCAGCACAAGGACCCUUGUCAACCUGGAUACUGCGUGAAUGGAGGGAACUGCUCUGUGUCCAUGUCAGCUGGUGUACCAGUGCCAGGUAGCGCUUCAUGCACCUGCCCUCUUGGGUACACCGGACAACAUUGUCAAACUCCCCAGAACUCCACAUGUUACCCAAGCAACCCCUGUGCCAACCGAGGUGUCUGCACCCUCUUGUCACUUGACAAAUACAAGUGCGAGUGCGCCAGAGGAUGGACAGGUCCACUCUGCGAGUACAAGGACAGCUGUCUCUCUAGUCCCUGUGCCAAUGGUGGAAGGUGCAGCUCCCAGUCUGGUGGAAGUUACACCUGUUCCUGUUCUCCUGGCUACAAAGGACCUCGCUGCCUUAAUGACACAAAUGAAUGUGCAGACACACCCUCUCUAUGCCAGAAUGAAGGCGAUUGUGUCAACACCCCUGGCUCCUACAAGUGUAUCUGUAAACCAGGGUUUACUGGCCAGCACUGUGAGAGCUCCUAUGUACCUUGUUCCCCCUCACCUUGCCUGAAUGGAGGCACCUGCCACCAGAGCUCUGAAACCAGCUACUCAUGCCACUGCCUCCCAGGUUUUAAUGGAACCAACUGUGAGAACAACAUUGACGAUUGCCCUAAUCAUCAAUGUGCCAAUGGAGGAACCUGCAUGGAUGGAGUCAAUACCUAUAACUGUCAAUGCCCUCCAGAGUGGACCGGUCAGCACUGUACAGAAGAUGUGGACGAGUGUCGGCUGCAGCCAAAUACUUGCCAGAAUGGAGGCACCUGCAGCAACCUGAUAGGCAGUUAUGUCUGUGUGUGUGUUAAUGGUUGGAGUGGACUGGACUGCUCUGAGAACAUUGAUGACUGUGCUACAGCUGCAUGCAGCCCAGGCUCCACCUGCAUCGAUCGGGUUGCAUCUUUUAUCUGUUUCUGUCCUCCUGGCAAGACGGGUUUGCUCUGCCACCUUGAAGAUGCCUGUAUCAGUAACCCCUGUAGAGACGGCUCACAGUGUGACACCAAUCCCAUCAGUGGCAUGUUUAACUGUAACUGUCCACCAGGAUAUGAAGGCAACACCUGUAACAUUGACAAAGAUGAAUGCAGCAUUGCAAAUACCAACCCAUGCGAACAUGGCGGUCAGUGUGUGAACACUGAAGGCUCCUUCACAUGCAACUGUGUCAAGGGUUAUGCUGGGCCUCGAUGUGAGCAAGACGUCAAUGAAUGUGCUUCAAGCCCCUGCCAGAACGAUGGCACUUGUCUGGAUCGAAUUGGAGACUACACCUGUAUUUGCAUGCCUGGUUAUGAGGGGACACAUUGUGAAACAGACACAAAUGAGUGUAACAGCUCCCCCUGUCUGAACCAGGGUCGAUGUCUAGACCAAGUCAGUCGCUUUGUCUGCGAGUGCCCAGCAGGCUUCAGUGGUGAAACAUGCCAAAUAGACAUAGAUGAAUGUUCCAGCACACCCUGUUUGAAUGGAGCCAAGUGUAUUGACCGACCUAACGGAUAUGAUUGUGAAUGUGCCGAAGGUUUUACUGGUCCUGUUUGUGAGGAGGAUAUCAAUGACUGCAUCCCACCACCAUGCCACCAUGGUGUGUGUAAAGAUGGCAUUGCCACCUUCUUCUGCGAGUGCUCACCUGGAUACACAGGUUCCAUUUGCAAUAUCCAGGUCCAGGAAUGUCACAGCAACCCGUGUCAGAACCGAGGACGCUGCAUUGACCUAGUUAAUGCCUACCAAUGUAACUGUCUCCCAGGAACUAAGGGCUUGAACUGUGAGAUUAAUGAGGAUGACUGUGCCAGCAAUCCUUGUGUGUACGGAGAGUGCCAGGAUGGCAUCAGUGAGUACAAAUGUGUGUGCUCCCCUGGAUACACAGGAGUAACAUGUGAUGUGGAGAUCGACGAGUGCAAGUCCAACCCAUGUAAGAGUGGGGGGACUUGUGUGGACAAGGUGAAUGGGUUCCACUGCUUGUGUCCGCCCGGCACCCACGCACCUCUGUGCCUGUCUGGGAAAGACCACUGUGCCACUCAGCCUUGCGUGCAUGGGACAUGUAAUGAACAACAAUAUGGGUAUAUUUGUGAAUGUGAGGAGGGGUGGGUGGGAGUGCAUUGUGAGCAGGAAAAGGAUGAGUGCCAGUCAAAUCCUUGCCAAAAUGGUGGAAUCUGUGUGGACCGACACAAAGGCCACACCUGUAAUUGCCAGCUAGGAUUCAGAGGUGACAACUGUGAGAAGAACAUAAAUGAGUGUGCAUCAGGGCCUUGUCUGAACCAAGGUAUCUGUAGAGAUGGAAUAAACAGUUACACGUGCGAGUGUAGGGCACCAUUCAAAGGUGAACACUGCCAAAAUGAGCAGGAUCCUUGUGCCUCUCAUCCAUGUGAGAGGGGAGGAGUGUGUCUUCCAUCUCCAGAUUACACUUCUUAUACCUGUCGAUGUCCACCUGGUUGGCAAGGUACACGCUGCAAAGAGGACGUGAAUGAAUGCACACGGAACCCUUGCAAAAAUGGUGGUCGUUGCAUAAACAGUCAAGGGAGCUAUAUGUGUGACUGCACACGUGGAUACAGUGGGCACAACUGUCUGACUGACAUUGACGACUGUUCACCAAACCCGUGCAUGAACGGAGGCUCGUGUGUGGACAAAGUUGCAAGUUUCUCCUGUGACUGUCGCCCGGGUUUCGAAGGGGAGCGCUGUGAAACUGAAGUAGAUGAGUGCGCCAGCCAGCCCUGCAGAAAUGGGGCCACAUGCCAGGACUAUGUCAACAGCUUUGUAUGCAACUGCGAACCAGGCUUUAAUGGAAUUCAGUGUGAACACAACAUCCCUGAAUGCACUGAGAGCUCAUGUCUGAAUAAUGGGACCUGCAUCGACGACAUCAAUACCUUUUCUUGCCGUUGUCGUCCUGGCUUUUAUGGGGUUUUCUGUGAGUAUGAACAGAACGAGUGCGACUCUCAGCCCUGUAAGAACGGAGGGACCUGCACCGAUGGCCUGGGCACUUACCGCUGCACCUGUCCCGUGCGAUACAGUGGACUCAACUGCCAGAACUUUGUAAACCUGUGCAGCCAAGUGCGCUGUCACAACGGUGGCUCUUGCUCUCAAACUGGAACUUCCUGGAACUGUCACUGUCAGAUGGGAUGGACAGGACUAUACUGUGACGUACCCAACAUGUCCUGCCAGGACUUUGCUGCCAGGAAAGGGCUGGAAGUGGAAAGUGUGUGUAAGAACGCAGGGCGAUGCAUCAACGUAGGAAACUCCCAUCGGUGCGACUGUCAGCCCGGAUACACGGGCAGCUAUUGUAAAGAGAUGGUGGAUGAGUGUCAGUCAAACCCGUGUCGGAAUGGAGCUACAUGCAAGGACUACCAGGGCACAUACGAGUGCAUGUGCAAACCAGGUUAUCAGGGGGUGAACUGUGAAUAUGAUGUUGACGAGUGCCACUCUAAACCCUGCCUCAACGGAGGGACAUGUAUCAACCUCAUCAACCGUUUUACCUGUGCCUGCCCGCCAGGAACACAUGGACUGCAGUGUGAGGUGAAUGAGGACGACUGCGCUCCUAAACCUGGCUCCUCUGAGCCACGCUGUCGUAACGGAGGACAGUGUGUGGAUGGCGUUGGCCGCUACACGUGCUCCUGCCUUCCAGGGUUUGUUGGUGAUCUCUGUGAGGGGGACGUCAACGAAUGCCUGUCUGGGCCGUGCCAUGCUCCUGGCAGCCUGGACUGCGUUGAGCUGGUCAAUGAUUAUCAGUGUCUCUGUCGCCUUGGAUACACAGGUCGCCAUUGUGAAUCCAUGGUGGAUCUGUGUCUGUCUAAGCCCUGCCGUAAUGAAGGUGUCUGCUCCAUGAACAUGAGUUCUGUACACGGCUACACCUGCUCCUGUCCUCCUGGCUUUACUGGAUUCAGCUGUGGUGAAAUAAAAGACUACAACUGUGCAAAACUGCGUUGCCAGAAUGGUGGUCGCUGCAUUGAGUCCUCAGGUGGCUACCUGUACUGCCAGUGUCAGCCAGGCUUCAGCGGGCCACACUGUGAGAAUGCGCAGAGGUGCUCCGUGACUUGCAGAAAUGGGGGAACCUGUAUCAAAGAUCCAUCCAACCCAUUCCAGCACAGCUGCCACUGUCCCAAUAACUUCUACGGACAAUACUGUGAGACCCGGUUAAGUCAGCAACCUAUUCCGAACUGCCCUUAUCCGCAGUGUAAACAGCAGGCAGGAGAUAAAGUAUGCGACUAUCAAUGCAACAUCUAUGAAUGUCAGUGGGAUGGAGGAGACUGCUCGCUCAACAGGUUAUGGCCAUGGGAAAACUGCACCGCCAGCGUGCCCUGUUGGGAACUCUUCAAGAAUGGAAAAUGUGAUCAGGAGUGUGACAAUCCUUCAUGCCUCUUUGAUAGCUUUGAAUGCCAAGAGACCAAAACAGACUCCUGCAAGUAUGAUAAGUACUGUUCGGACCACUAUGGCGAUGACAUCUGUGACCGGAGCUGCUACAAUGAGGCUUGUCGCUGGGAUGGCCUGGACUGUUCCACUGCUAUUCCACCCAAUUUGGCUAUGGGCACACUGGUCAUUGUGGUUCGGCUGCAGCCAGAAGAGCUACUUGGAGACUUGGGCCGUUUCUUACGGUGCCUAAGUGCCCUACUGCAUACCAACGUGCGAGUGAAGCUUGAUGAUAAGAAUAAACCAAUGGUGUACCCAUACUAUGGAAAGGAGGAUGAGCAGGGACGACAUGCCCAUAGGAGUAGAAGCAAGCGGGAGCUGGACAGGGAGGUUAUAGGCUCUGAGAUGCACCUGGAAAUCGAUAACCGUGAAUGUUCACAGACCUCGGCUCAAUGUUUCUCCAACACUGAUGAGGCUGCAUCCUUCAUCAUAGCAGCACACUUUAGGGAUGAAGUGCCUUACCCUCUGGUGUCUGUAGAGAGUAAUCCAACUGUGAAGUCUGAAGUACCAUAUCUGAUGUACCUGGUUGGAGUAGCUGUGGUGGUUAUUCUCCUUAUUCUGGUGCUGGGGAUGCUAGCAGCCAAGAGGAAGCACAAGCAUGGUGUUCUGUGGCUGCCUGAUGGCUUCUUAGCAAAUAAAAAUGACAAAAGGAGAGAGCCUGUUGGACAAGACGACUUCGACAUGAAGAAUUUCAAGACAGGGGAUGGAGGCAUGAUUGACGGAGGUCAGAAUCAGAGAUGGCUUGAAGAUGAAGUCCCAUCCAAAAAACCAAAAACUGAAGACAAACCUCUCCUGUCCAUCAACAUGGAUGGCGGCGUUGACCGAAGGGAGUGGACUCUGCAGCAUCGCAAAGCUGCUGACAUCUCUCUCACUCCUCCACAGGCUGGUCUGGAUGCUGACUGUUUGGAUGUUAAUGUCAAGGGACCUGAUGGAUUUACUCCUCUGAUGCUGGCGUCGCUGCGUAAUGGUGGAGGGCCAGACUGCAGCCUGCAUGGAGAAGAGGAGGAAGAGAGUGGGGGAGAUGAACCGGGGCCGAGUGUCAUUUCAGACCUGAUCGGUCAGGGUGCUUCUUUGAUUUCUCAAACUGAUCGCACGGGAGAAACGGCACUCCACCUGGCAGCCCGCUAUGCCAGGGCGGAUGCUGCUAAGAGACUGUUGGAUGCUGGAGCAGAUCCCAACGCUCAUGACAACAUGGGUAGGACUCCGCUGCACGCCGCUGUGGCAGCAGAUGCACAAGGAGUUUUUCAAAUUCUCAUCCGUAAUCGUGCAACGGAACUGGAUGCAAGGAUGAACGAUGGCACGACCCCACUGAUCCUGGCAGCCAGACUGGCUGUGGAGGGAAUGGUGGAGGAACUGAUCCACUGCCACGCUGACAUCAAUGCUGUGGACGACCACGGCAAAUCUGCUCUGCACUGGGCAGCUGCAGUUAAUAAUGUGGAAGCCACUCUUGUGCUCCUGAAGAAUGGGGCCAAUCGUGACAUGCAAGACAAUAAGGAGGAGACCCCCUUGUUUCUGGCUGCCAGAGAAGGCAGCUUCGAGGCUGCGCAGGUUCUUCUCGACCACUAUUCAAAUCGUGACAUCACUGAUCACCUGGACCGACUUCCUCGCGACACUGCUCAAGAGCGCAUGCAUCAUGACAUCGUCCGUCUACUGGACCAGUACAACUUGGUUCACAGUCCACACAACGGGCCUAACCACAUGGCUGGAGGAAACUCCGUCAUGUGUGGAGGCAACGGAGCAGGCUUCAUCAACAUGCGUGCCGGACAACAAGGCAAGAAGAGCAGGAGGGGUGGAGGUGGGGCGAAGGUGGGAGGAGUUGGUGGGGGGGUGAAGGAGCUGAAGGACAUGAAGGCAAAGAGAAGAAAGAAGCCUGCUGGAGGAGAAGGGCCAGGUCUGGGUGCUGGAGUGGCAGCAGGAAAUGCAGCAGGAACAGGCGGAGGCACUGCUAAUGGGGUAAAGUCAGCCGGAGGACUUCCGGAGAGCUCUGUUACUAUGUCACCCGUUGACUCGCUGGAAUCACCACACUCGUACACGGGGGACAUUUCUGGCUCUGUUUCCACCACAGCAAACUCCCCCCCUCUUCUGAGCAGCCCCACCUCCAGACCAAUCCUCCCCCCUGUGAGCCACAUGCUGGGCCAGCAGCAGGGCUGGGUGGGCAUGAGCAAGCACGCCUACGGCGGCCACAUGUUCGGCCUCAUCGCGCAUCAGAUGGGGGGCUCGCACUCCGGCAUGGGCCAACACCACGGCCAGGGCCCGAUGCUGACUCCCAUGAAUGUCACGGUGAGCAGGGAGCAGCUGCCACCCAUCGUCACGUUUCAGAUGAUGCCCCCCGGAGCCGGCCAGGCCAUGCUGAAGCAGCCGCAGGGAGGGCAGGUACAGGUCACGCAGUCCCAGGGGCAGAACACCAGCCAGGGUCACUCCCAGCAGGGGCCCAGCCACCUCCACUGCAGCCAGGCUAUGAUGUACCAGGUGCCUGAGCAGAUGGGUAUGACACACGGGCUGGCCCACAGCAUGCAGCACCCCCAUACAGUCAACCACAGCAGCCACGGAGGGAUGGAGGGCCAGUCUCGACCCGUCCCCUCCUAUCCUCCCAUGCCGAGCCCCGUGGAUAAAUACCCAACGCCCCCCUCCCAGCACAGCUACACCACCGCUGGCUCGGAAGGCACCACACCCGGCCACUCUGCCCACCCGGCUAGUGAGCACCCGUAUCUCACUCCUUCACCCGAGUCUCCAGACCCGUGGUCCUCGUCUUCGCCACACUCCAACUCGGACUGGUCUGACGUCACCACCAGCCCCACUCCUCUGGGAAACUCCCACCACGCACUGCCACCAUCGCACCACACACACAUUCCAGAGCAGGCGCAGAUGCAGCCGCAGUCGCAACAGAUGCAGCCGCCUUCUCAGCAGCCCCAGCUGGGAAACAUGCAGGUGUUUGCGUAGGCCUGCCCGAGGAAGGAAGAAACAGACUGACCAUGGGGUUGUUAUAUACCAACACAAAGUAACCAAAUCUGUGGCUUUUAAUUUCUCUUUGGACUUUACUGUAAUAAUCUUUUUUUAUAUUCUCUUCUCCUCUUUGCACUUAAGAAAACC